Messenger RNA from Penicillium taxi, 3600 nucleotides. Its product is annotated as DNA-directed RNA polymerase III core subunit RET1. Gene Ontology annotation, molecular function: DNA binding; DNA-directed RNA polymerase activity; ribonucleoside binding. The transcript is spliced from 2 exons. The record is from RefSeq and is a predicted model, not a curated record. Gene Ontology annotation, biological process: DNA-templated transcription. Gene Ontology annotation, cellular component: RNA polymerase III complex. NCBI's taxonomy places the organism in Eukaryota, Fungi, Ascomycota, Eurotiomycetes, Eurotiales, Aspergillaceae. The coding region runs from base 1 to 3600 and encodes 1199 amino acids.
AUGGCCCCUCGCAGAAAGCCACAGGCCUCUGCGGCUCGAUCUGCGCCUAAACCUGCUGCCGAGCCUGCAGUUCCAAAUAUUGCCAAGGCAACCGAACCGACACAGGCAGCUACACAAGCGAACGGUGAUGAGCAGGAACCUUCCAAAUACAAGCAUAGAGAUCCAUUUGAUGCGCUACUGGAACCAUUCUACUACACCAAAUCCUUGACAGACCCUAUAAAUACCGCGAAAGACAAAUGGAAUCUCCUUCCAGCCUUCCUCAAAGUCAAGGGCCUGGUCAAGCAGCAUAUUGACUCAUACAAUUACUUCAUCGAGGUCCAACUGAAGAAAAUCGUGGAAUCAAGUGGGAUUAUUCGCAGUGAGAUCGACGCCAACUUUUACAUCAAGUUCACAAACAUCUACAUCGGAUCACCUCGACGUACGGAUGAACAACAGGAUGGUACUAUUGAUUACGUAUCAGAUGUCACCCCGCAAGAAUGCCGGCUUCGAGAUACAACUUAUGCUGCGCCAAUUCUCGUUGACUUUGAGUAUUUACGUGGUCGCCAGAGAGUCAUGCGGCGAGGAGUCACCAUUGGUCGGAUGCCAGUGAUGCUUCGUAGCUCCAAGUGCGUGCUGGCGAACAAAACCCCGGCCCAAAUGACAGUUCUCAACGAAUGUCCUCUGGACCCCGGUGGCUAUUUUAUCGUGAAUGGAACGGAAAGAGUCAUUUUGGUUCAAGAACAACUGAGCAAGAAUCGAAUCAUCGUGGAAACUGACACUAAGAAAGAUAUUGUCCAGGCCUCGGUGACCAGUUCUUCCAACGAGCGCAAGUCGAAGAGUUACAUUAUUCUCAAAAAACAACGGCUUUAUGUGAGACAUAACGUUCUCAGUGAUGAUGUCCCAAUUGCUGUUUUGUUGAAGGCUAUGGGUGUUCACACCGACCAAGAAAUGUUACAGAUUGUCGCCGGAUCAGAUAGCCAAUACCAGGAUGAUUUCGCUAUCAAUUUUGAGGAAGCAAUUAAGCUUGAUGUCUAUACACAACAGCAAGCUCUUGAGUGGCUGGGUACUAAGAUCAAAAUCAAUCGAAAGACCGGCGCAUACCGCAGAACUCAUGUGCAAGAAGCAAUCGAAGCCAUUGCUACAGUCAUCAUCUCACACAUUGAGGUCAAAGAUAUGAACUUUCGGCCCAAGGCCAUCUAUGUCGGUCAUAUGGCGCGUCGUGUCCUGAUGGCUAAGGUCGAUCCUUCGAUGGUUGAUGAUCGUGACUACCUUGGAAACAAGCGGCUGGAACUGGCUGGCCAGAUGUUGGCUUUGCUGUUUGAGGACCUGUUCAAAAAGUUCACCUUCGACAUUAAGUUGAACAUUGAUAAAGUUCUGAGCAAGCGAAACAGAGCAGAACAAUUUGAUGCUUGGAGCAUCGUGAGCAUGCAUGGUGGUCACAUCACUCAGGGAAUGGUCCGUGCCAUUGCAACUGGUAACUGGACCUUGAAGCGUUUCCGUAUGGAACGUGCUGGUGUCACUCACGUUCUCAGUCGACUGAGUUACAUUGCUGCCCUCGGUAUGAUGACCCGCAUCAGCAGUCAGUUCGAGAAGACAAGAAAGGUCAGCGGUCCUCGUGCUCUGCAGCCAUCGCAAUUUGGUAUGCUGUGUCCUGCAGAUACUCCUGAAGGUGAAGCUUGUGGUCUUGUCAAGAACUUGGCACUUAUGACGCACAUUACCACCAAUGACGAGGAGGACCCUGUGCGCAAUCUUAUUUUCAUGCUGGGAGCUGAAGAUAUUGCAACUGUCAGUGGAGUGCAGAUUUACGCUCGUGGAAGUUAUACUAUCUCUAUGAAUGGUACACCGAUGGCCUUGACCCGGCGUCCGAAGUACUUCCUCGACGCGUUCCGACGGCUUCGUCGUUCGGGUCGCAUCUCAGAAUUUGUGAGUAUUUUUAUCAAUCACCACCAGUCAGCCGUUCACAUUGCCACCGACGAUGGCCGAAUUUGCCGACCUCUCAUUAUUGUUGAAAAUGGCAGAUCAAAGGUUGAACGGCAUCACUUGGAGAAGCUGCGAGAAGGCAAGAUGGAAUUCGACGAUUUCCUUGCCCAGGGCCUGGUGGAGUAUCUCGAUGUGAACGAGGAGAAUGAUUCAUAUAUCGCAAUCUAUGAGAAGGACAUUAAUGACGCCACAACUCAUAUGGAGGUCGAGCCAUUCACUAUUUUGGGGGCUGUUGCCGGUCUUAUUCCCUACCCGCACCAUAAUCAAUCCCCCCGAAACACAUACCAAUGUGCUAUGGGUAAACAGGCCAUCGGCGCAAUUGCUUCCAAUCAAUUCCAGCGAAUCGAUUCCAUCCUUUACAUUAUGGUGUACCCGCAGAAGCCAAUGGUGAAGUCACGAACCAUUGAGUUGGUCAAGUACGACCAACUUCCUGCAGGUCAAAAUGCGACGGUCGCUGUGAUGAGUUACUCUGGAUAUGAUAUUGAGGAUGCCCUCGUCUUGAACAAGGGUUCUGUGGAUCGUGGAUUUGGACGUUGCCAGGUAUUUCGCAAAUACUCUACGCCCCUUAAGAGUUAUCCCAACGGCAUGCGAGAUCAAUUGGCUGCACCCGAGUAUGAGGACAACGUUGUGAUUAAAAAGCACACUCUCAUCGACGGCGAUGGUCUACCUGCCGUCGGCGAAGAAGUCACAGCCGGCCAGGUUUUGAUCAACAAGAUCACCCCAGACCUAUCACAAACUUCAGGCUUUAUGGGUUCAGGCCAGGGAGCCACCAACUGGACUUCCACACCAUUGAACUACAAGCUUCCCGACCCUUCUUAUAUCGACAAGGUCUUGAUUACAGCAACGGACGGUGAGACUCAACUCCUCAAGGUGCUGACUCGCCAGACUCGUCGCCCUGAGGUUGGUGAUAAGUUUUCCUCCCGUCACGGACAGAAGGGUGUUGUGGGAAUCAUUGCCGAUCAAGCCGAUAUGCCGUUCACAGACCAAGGUAUCAACCCCGAUAUUAUCAUGAACCCCCACGGUUUCCCGUCCCGUAUGACAGUCGGAAAAAUGUUGGAGCUGGUCGCAGGAAAAGCAGGUGUGCUCUCCGGUCAGCACGGCUAUGGUACUUGUUUUGGUGGAAGUCCUGUUCAGGAGAUGUCGCAGAUCCUGAUCGACCACGGCUUCAGCUAUGGCGGUAAAGACAUGCUUACAUCCGGUAUCACUGGCGAACCGCUGCCUUUCUAUGUUUUCACUGGUCCUAUCUACUACCAGAAGCUCAAGCACAUGGUACAGGAUAAGAUGCACUCGCGUGCCCGUGGACCCAAGGCCACCCUUACCCGCCAGCCUACUGAGGGUCGUUCGCGUGAUGGUGGUCUCCGUCUCGGUGAGAUGGAACGUGAUUGUCUGAUCGCCUACGGAACCAGUCAGCUUUUGCUCGAGCGUCUCAUGAUAUCGUCUGAUCGCCACGAAGUUGAUAUUUGUGACAAGUGCGGCUUGAUGGGAUUCCUGGGAUGGUGCACUGGAUGCAAGUCCUCUCGUACCUGCGUGAAGAUGGUCAUCCCUUACGCAGCUAAACUUCUCAUUCAAGAGCUUAUGAGUAUGAAUGUUUCUGCUCGUCUGAAGUUGGAGGAUGAGUUCCCUGAGGACAAGGGACGUUGA